This is a messenger RNA of Sorghum bicolor (sorghum), 682 nucleotides long. RefSeq names its product transcription elongation factor 1 homolog. Lineage: Eukaryota; Viridiplantae; Streptophyta; Magnoliopsida; Poales; Poaceae. The coding region runs from base 158 to 427 and encodes 89 amino acids. Gene Ontology annotation, cellular component: transcription elongation factor complex. Gene Ontology annotation, biological process: transcription elongation by RNA polymerase II. The transcript is spliced from 5 exons. Gene Ontology annotation, molecular function: RNA polymerase II complex binding. The record is from RefSeq and is a predicted model, not a curated record.
CCCCGCGUUCCCUUCCCCCGCACGGCCGCACCCUUUUCCUUCGCUUCCGUUAUAAGGAGUCGUCUCCAAACGCUCUUUUCCCCUGUUCCCGACCAUUCCAUCCGGCGUUCCCCAACCCCAACCCUUCGAGCACCCGAGGAAGAAAAGAAGUUAAACCAUGGGGAAGAGGAAGUCAGCUGCUAAGCCGCCUCCUAAGAAGCGGAUGGACAAGCUUGACACUGUCUUUUCCUGCCCAUUCUGCAAUCAUGGGAGCAGUGUUGAGUGCCGAAUUGACAUGAAGAAUCUGAUUGGUGAAGCUUCUUGUAGAAUCUGUCAGGAAAACUUUAGCACAACUGUUAAUGCACUCACAGAGCCUAUUGAUAUAUAUAGUGAGUGGAUUGACGAGUGUGAGCGUGUCAACACUGUUGAAGGUGACGAUGAUGCGUGAGCUUGUCCCAUGCGGAUGAAACGGUUACCUAUACAACUGUAAUGUGACGGCAUUCUCGAAUGUCAUAGCCCACAGUCAGCCAUGGCUUGUAAUAACGUAGUGGCUGACUGAUAUGCCAGUAGGCAGCUUUAUCUAGUACUUAAGAGCUCCAAAAAGUUUGUAGUAUACAUGUAUGGAUAACCUUAAAAGUGGUUAUGUGUGUGCCUAUGGAAUUAACGCUUAUCCCAGAUGGUGUAACAGCGUUUUUCUGUGAGA